GUCUGCUGCGCUUAUAUGCUUACGCUGGGAAAGUUGAAACAAAACGUUUAUAGAAUAAAAAUAUUAAAUUAAAAUGCCAAAUCAACUGGAUCUAGGAUUUGUUAAAGCCAAUUCAACAAAUUUGCCAAAAAUAAGUGUAUUUAUGGUUUGGGAGUAUAUUGCUAAUGAUGAGCGAUAUAAUGCUCCAGAAGUUCGAGGAAUAAAAGCAACUUUAUCAUCAAGAGAAAAUUACGGUGAUUCCGCUAUAGGUUAUGUCAGCGUCAAACGGGAAGGUUCUAUUUGUACAGUAAAAGGAAGAAUCUGUCCUGAACACAGAGUUCGACAAAAAGAUUAUACUGUAAUCUGUAGUGUUGACGAAGAAAAAGAAAUAGUUCAACGCGUAGAGUGCCUUGAAUGUGCAGCAUCAGAAGGUUAAAAUAUUUAAGAGUAAUAAUUUAAGAAACAACUAAAUUUUUAUUUUAUAAAAGUAAUAAUUAAUAAUUCAAUAAACAGUUGUUUCAAUAUCCUUAUAGAACACUGUCAUUUGCAUCUUUAAAAAUAUGAAGUAAAGAUAAAUUUAAGAUAACAAUUCAGUA
This is a messenger RNA of Wasmannia auropunctata (little fire ant), 575 nucleotides long. RefSeq lists its product as uncharacterized. The record is from RefSeq and is a predicted model, not a curated record. Lineage: Eukaryota; Metazoa; Arthropoda; Insecta; Hymenoptera; Formicidae. Bases 74 to 415 code for a protein of 113 amino acids. The transcript is spliced from 2 exons.